Messenger RNA from Gloeophyllum trabeum ATCC 11539, 2833 nucleotides. RefSeq lists its product as uncharacterized. Lineage: Eukaryota; Fungi; Basidiomycota; Agaricomycetes; Gloeophyllales; Gloeophyllaceae. The coding region runs from base 150 to 2666 and encodes 838 amino acids. The record is from RefSeq and is a predicted model, not a curated record. Gene Ontology annotation, molecular function: protein binding. The transcript is spliced from 2 exons.
AAGUUCUGCAAGUCACCCUCAGCCGACUGGAGCAGCGAAAGGUCCUCUUCUUGCUAGGCGUUCUCUGUAUGCAAUAUCGGAUUCCGCUCGUAGGGCCCUAGAGACGCAGGGCGAAUCUCUGGGCACGCUGGAUUGUACUCUGGCUGUCCAUGCUCUGGAGACUCGGCCAUAGUUAUUGGAGAAGUCCUACCCGCAGCCCCGCAUUACACUUGGUAUUAGAUAUUCCCUUCGCAUGCAUCAAGUCAAGGACAUUCCUUCUUCAUUCGCAAUGGCGAUCGGCAGCAGCUCUCAAAGUAGCCACAAUCCAAUCCUCUUCUACGUCCGUGGAGGUCGGGCUCGCACAUACCGGUACUCGCAGGGAAGCUCCACAGGGUGUAGCACUUGGGGCACUCGAGAACGGAAACGGCAGGGGAAAGGGGGAAAGUCUGGUUCUCGCAAAGCCGGUCACUCCGGAUUAUACUGCAGACCCUCCGGAGAAUUGGCUUGCCUUAAUAGAUGCCCUUGCAUCUCCGAGUGUCACCAAAGAGGAGGCCUUGGAGAGGUUGGACCGUUUUGCUUCCGAAGAGGGUCGAUGCGAAUAUAUGAUCUGCCUGUCCAAUCGAUGGCAUACGGCGAGGCUUGCGCUGCGGCUCGCGGAGUCCAGUCAAGCAGAGCGCUCGGUAAAGCUCCUGCGCGUUUGCCACAAGCUUGGGAUGCGAAUGAAGUUUCGGACAUACGAGGACAUCGCUCACAGACUGGCCAACAGGGAGCAUUGGUCUUUAAUCCCGUCAGUCGCCGCACUGGCAAGGUUGCAUUCAGGUCGGAGCUCUGCCGUUCUGCUCAAUUGGCGUGCUCGAGCCUAUAUAGAGAUGCGUCACUACGUGCUCUUGGGCGACACACUCGAAGAAUUCAGACGUCACGAUAUCAAACCGAAUCGGAGGACCUUCCACCUCCUCAUCACCGGCCACAUCCGAAAUCGAGACUUGGGCAAGGCAAGAUACUACUUGCAGAAAAUGGAAGAAGCUGGUUAUGUAGUGGACGCUUCGACUUACGCCGCUGUUGUCUCUGUAUACCGCUCCCUAGGGCCAGAUCCUGUUGUGUGCGAUCAGGCUCUCGAGGCGCUACAGAACGUCAGUGCUCGCGCAGCCACCCGUAUCCUGAACAGUCUAAUGCAGUUCGCAAUCGAUGCUGGCGAUGUUCAUGGCGUCGCCCGAGUGAUGUCUUUAUUCGAUCAAGAGUCCUCGGGCGUGCAAAGUAUCAUCGGCGACGGGGGAGACUUCGUUCCGCCCAUUGGCGAGUGCGACCCCCAGACAGUGGGUACCAGCAUGUCACCUAGUCCUGACGUUUCGACUCUUCAUAGGCUCAUAAGCUUCAUGUCGAAGGAACGGGAUCUUCCUUCGGUGCUGCAGAUCUUCUACAGAAUGCAAGACGCUGGCAUAGUCCCCGAUUCCAGCAUCGCUGCGGCUCUCGUUCGCGCUCAUCUGCGUGUCGGUAAUGAAGCCACAGCGGUCCAGAUUGUUGCUGACAUGUGUCCGCCGACCGUUCCACUCGGUCUACUGGUCCGGAUUGGCUUCAUAUCUGGUGCCCCCUACCCCAGACGUACACCCGUUAUACAGUCUCCUCUGACUGUCGGCGUGUUGAAUGCCCUUCUCAAAGGUAUUAUUGGACCGCGCGGUUUGAAUGGCUUGAACUGUAUUCUGCAAAUCAUGCAGAUUGUGGGUAUCAAGCCGGAUGAAAAUACUAUCAAGAUUUUGCUGCAUUACUUGGACAGUACUGAACUUGCUCGACCCCGCGAUAUCAUUCGCAUACUCCGGAAGCUCACAUUCAUGACAUCUUCUCCCACGUUGAAGCACGUUCACAAGGUUUUGAAGGGCAUCUUGCGAAGGGAGAAAAUCCGGGCGAGAGGGCAAGACUUAUUACGGAGCUCUGUUGUUACUGGUGCUUCGACGCCGCAACGAGGGCCAUCUCAAGUGUCCCAGAAGCUUACAGUCUCCGGGGAUGUAGCUGAUCCCACUGCAGGGCUCGCGUUCCCUCGGGUGCCCAACCUACGUUCGCUCAUGCGUCCAGUGAUCCGCUCGCUCACUUCCCACGGCGUUAGAAAUGAUGCUGCGAUGUACGCCCUGCGCAUUAGGUCUGAUGCUGUGAAGGGCAACACGACGAGGGCGGACGAGGUGCUCAAGGAAAUGAUUUCGAGAGGUAUCCAUCCCAAUGAGUAUCAUUUCAGUGCACUCAUGACGGCCUAUGUCACUGCGGGGAAUCUCCCAGCCGCGCACGCAGUGAUGCGCAAUGCAGCUCGCUCGGGCGUUACUCCGAACGCAGUCAUGUACACCAUCCUCCUCUCUGGAUACGCCCGCGUCCGCAACCCGACGAUGGCGCUGCACACCUUCGAGGAAAUGAUCCAAGCUGGUAUUACGCCGGACGCUCCCGCAAUCGACACCCUUGUUACGGCGUUUUUGGCUGCGCGAGACUUCCGGUCUGCCAAACGUCUUCUGCUGCAUCUGUGGAGUCUCGUGAUGCCGUUGCCAAGGGAACAAUGGCAUGAUUCUCUCAAGAGCCUGGUGAAGGAGUUCCGGUCUGCAAGUCUGAGCCGGCAACGUUCUUGGAAGGAUCUGUCAGGGCAGCGGGGGAAAAUGCUAAGGUGGAAGAUGAGUAGGGUGUUGCGGCGAUGGUGGCAUGCUGCAGCUUAGCGUUCUCACUGAACCUGUCUGUCUGUGGCUACACCCAUUGUGACUCGCUAUGUAUGAGUUGUACUGCUUUCCGUUGACAUGGGAUUCCAUCAUAAAUACUUGUUAAAAAUGAAGAUACAUUCGGAAUUCAUGAAACAAAUACAAUAUAUGAUAUGGGAGUAGAGCUG